UGUAUUUGCUUAUCGAUAUACAAAACAACUGCAUUCGGGCGGUAAGUGCAGUGAUACGACAAUUCAUUCAUAUAAACAACGCAGAAAAAAUAAAUAAUUUGUGUUAAAGCGGGAAUCACGGCAAUAAAAUUUUGCAAUAGUGAGUUUAUCACUUACGUUGUAAAAUAAAUGUUCUUGGAUGAAUAUGCGACAGUAACCAUUAGCAGACUGGCGUUGACGAAGUACGCACUUGUUUUGCGAUUCAAAGUGCAUUUUCGCAGGAGGUCAAAUACUGCCCACUCGCAUAAACAAUGAGUUCCUUUUUCAACAGCUUUAGGAAUUUUUCGAGCAAACGCGAGAAUGCUAUUAAAGAGGCGCUUAUCAAUACACUUAUUGAGAACUCACGUGAAAUACAGUAUGAAGUGAAGCAAAGAGGGUGUGAUCGUUUGGAGUUAUGUGAAUCUACUAGCACGCUGUGUACGACGUUGGAGGCAAUUUUCCUGCAUGGCCUGAAAGAUUCACUGCUCUGGAGCACAAUUAAUGUUAUAGCCGGCGAUGAGGAACGGCGACCAGAGCCGAGUUUUUGGGCACCAUUGCUUAUAUUUUUGCACAAACAAGUGAUUGAACAGGUCCAGUCGCUCUCCCAAAUUACUAGUGAAAUCGGCCAGUGUCGCGCUUGGAUACGUCUGUCACUCAAUGAAUCUCUUUUCUCUGCGUAUUUGAAUAACGUACGCAAAAGCAGUUCAGCGCUUAGCCCUUACUACAAAAAGUGUGCUUUGCUCAAGGACAGUGACGGUCUGGAAAUGGCUGCAAAAGCCAUGGAAGGCAUUGAAGCAUUCGUGCAAUUCAAUUUGCCCGUGAAUUCUAGUUUGCUUAACUAUUGGCCAGAUUACGCGUUGCAAUUGUCAGGCUUAUGGACGCCACCACUCAAGUCGUGCCCGAUAAGCAGUGGUGUAGAUAUCGCCGACUCACUGGCUGUUGAAGAUGAAGAGCCUAUUGAGGCAAUGGCAGCGCUGCCAACUCCCCAACCGAUACGCACCAAUGAAGCAUUCACACAAAAAAUUGAAAAUUUACCCAGCAUACAAUCACCAACUGCUGCAGAUAUCGCCGCGCAACGCGAAAAUGUCGAUUUGCUAUUGAAAGCGGUUGAUGAGAUGCAAAUGAUAAGUGAAGAAAAUACUGAAACAGGCAUAAGCAAUAAUGUAACUGGCGCCGAAAUUGUGCAGGAAGACAGUGAAUAUGCACAAAAAGCCAACAAAACAAAAAAGAAACGCAAAAAAUCACGCGAGCUUGCUGAGGCACGCAUACGAGACUACAUAGCCGGCGAAGCGGGCUAUAGAACAGAGCCGACAUCGCCUACAACACCUGGCAACUCACUGGUGAAUUUAAUGCACACAUCAUGGUCUGCAGAUGAGGCUUCUGCAUCUGAGUUGAAUACACCCUCUUUAGAGCGUCCUUUAUAUAGGCGUGCCUCGAGCAAUGCAAGCACACUUAGCUACAAUACGCUGCUAGGUAAACAUGAACGCGAAAAGUUGCAGAUACAAAUAAAAAAUAAUGCACUAACCGUGGAGCGGACAAGUGUGACUCAUGCAGGUGCGGAUGAUGCUGCGCCACAGAAAAGUGAUAAUAAUGGGGGCAGUGAUUCAAUUGAGAGUCAGUUGACACUGGACUUUGAAGUAGUGCCCAAUUCGAAUUUGGACAAAAUGAAUGUCAGUGAAAUACAAGAGAUGUUGGAACAGAUGUAUAAAUUGGCACGUCAGCCUGGUUUGGAUGCGCAAGGUUUUCUCUGCAAAUCAUGCCAACAUCCUUUGGGCAUUGGCUACACGAACUUCCAAGUUUGCGGAUUCAGUGGCAAUUAUUUUUGCGACAACUGCAUGGACAUGGAACAAAUGAUGAUACCAGCAAAAAUCAUUUACAAUUGGGAUUUUCGCAAGUACACAGUGUCAAAGCGUGCGGCAGCUUUCUUGACCGAGUUUCGCAAUCAGCCUGUUAUUGAUUUAGAACUCUUAAACCCAGAAAUUUACAACGCUUCGGAUGCCAUGGCUGAUUUGCAAUCUUUGCGUAUACGCUUGAAUUUCUUGCGCGCCUAUCUCUACACUUGCGAGCCGAAAUGUAUACAGUUAUUGCAACAACAGUUCUAUGGGCGUGAAUACCUGUACGAGCACAUACAUUUGUAUUCAAUAAGUGAUUUGCUGUUGAUAUUGCGUGGAACACUUUGCCAACAGCUGCAAAAGGCAUACAAAAUAGGCGAAUCGCAUGUGCUGAAGUGCCCGUUGUGCAGUGUCAAAGGUUUUAUAUGCGAGAUAUGCAAGAGUUCGCGUGUAUUGUAUCCAUUUCAUAUUGAAACGACAUAUAGGUGCGAAAUUUGUGGCGCCGUUUUUCAUGCUCAGUGCCUAAACGAUCAACAACCAUGUCCGAAAUGCGAACGCAGGCGUAAGCGAGAGGAGUUGGAUUUAGAAGAAUUGAAUGAUAUUGAAAAUAUGCACAGUUUGAAUUCGUCCACUACUAUUAUCACUGACGAUGUGGAAGAAGAACAGUAAAUGACGCUUAAGCGAUUGUAAAGUAAGGCCUUCGCCCACGGGUCGUACCGUCAUGGUAGCGUAUGCGACUAAAUGCACGCGAGACAUACGCUUCGUUGUUGCUCACACGUGCUAAAACGGUGAACCGCACAGAGGUCGUCAGCAACCUGCUAUCGUCAAAGCAAGUAUACAGCAGGGCGCUUGUCAUACAGCAUAGUCGUCAAAUAUCCUGUAUGCUUGUAGAUUGUUAUUGAUCUUCAUGUAGUUGGCAUUCAAAAGAAAUGUUUUUUUUUUUGGAAUGAUAGAAUAAUCUUAUUUUAAAGGUCUAAAAGGUUUUUGUUUGCAAUUAAAAACUUUCUAUGAACUUUCCUCAAAAAGGAGGGAUAACUUUUGCUAAAGUUUAGACUCUGUUUUUCUUGAGAAAUCCACAUCUUUUUUUACUCCAUCAACCACACCAAAAUCUCAAAAAUUAUGUAGAAAAGAAUACCUGCUUCAGCAUAUUUUUAAUACUUUCCUCCAAGCUAAUGCAUUCACGCACGUUAGUAUUUCAACAUUUAAAAUCAUUUUUAGACAUCCUGAAAUAUGUCUGAAAUUUGUAAUCAUCCUCUUGUAACUCCCUUGUGGCAAUGAAUAAUCUACUGUUUGAGUUAGCGGCCACCGUAGCCGAAUGGGUUGGUGCGUGACUACCAUUUGGAAUUCAGAGAGAACGUAGAUUCGAAUCUCGGUGGAACACCAAAAUAGAGAAAACGUUUUUUCAAAUAGCGGUCGCAAGCAAUGGCAAGCUUCAGAGUGUAUUUCUGCCAUGAAAAAGCUCCUCAUGAAAAAUAUCUACCGUUCGGAGUCCGCUUGAAACUGUAGGUCCCUCCAUUUGUGGAACAACGUCAAGACGCACACCACAAAUAGGAGGAGGAGCACACUUAAAAAGGGCCAAUUAUAUGUAUACAGUCUAAGUCAGAAAAAAGGAAACCGUGAUUAUUCGUGAAGUAUAAAAGAUAUAAAUUUAAAAUUUUUUUUACAUCGUCGCAAUUACUCAACCGUGUAGUCUUCAUCGUUGUCUAGUAUAGCCUGUCAUCUUUUCGGCAUGCUUUGAACCAGCUUUCCUGCGUAGCUCGUCGACAAACAGGACUAGAUUUUGCGAACUCGUCGCACGAGUUGCUUUAAAUUAUGGACUGGGGUUGGCGACUGUGAACUGGGAAGGCCAGUCCAAUACUGUGACGCCAUUUUCUUGUUUUGUUGUUUCUCAAUGUGCUUUUCUGAGAGCAGUAGUUUUGAUGAUGUGGGACGAUAGGAUAUGAUCGCCUUCGUGAGUCGACAUUCAAUGGUGUUGAUACUCACAUCUAUUCCGUUUUUAGCAAGAAUUGUGCGUGCUUGGCGUAGUCGCAAAGAAGGGUCCCACUUAAAAAGUUGGAUGAUCACUUUAUCUUACUUUUUUGUCAUCACUAGCUUCAAGCUGCGCUCGGAAAAGUCAUCAACAUUUUUGUACACCAUAUACCGCUGAUUCCACAUCACAACAAACUUUUUUGGUUUUUAAAUUGCUUUUGCAAGCCGCGGCGUAAGAUAACACAGGCCGACAAAAUUUAACCAACUUUCAGACCCGGAAACCAGACUAUAUAUUUCCGAAGGUUUAUGAUGCGCUGAAUCCAAAUCUGGCCUCAGAAUUGCUCUAUCAGCUCUGGUUUUCGAGAUAUCAUAACCUAAAAGUGCAAACAACACCGUUUUUGCCCAUAUUUGAGGUUAUGUAGCCUUGCAGAUGUUUUCUUUCACCAAAAUUAAAGGAUGACAUCUUUAAAUACAAGCCUUCUUUUUUCAAAUGGCGUUGAGUUUGCUCAAAUAUCAUUUUUUUUCGCUGAGAUAUCGCAUUUUGAAAUUUGCAUGUUUCUAAAUUUUCCUACACCUGAAAAUCGAUUGAGAUAACAAAGACAUGAUAUAGUCCAUUACUAAUUUUCUUGAAUUGAGUCUUAUUUUUCUUAAAAUUUUGUCUCACACCAUAAGUGUGCUGACUCACCACACCCCUACACUAUCUAACCUUUGGGUACCGAGUCACAUACAGCCCUAACCCCUUGAAACCACCCCUAUCAUACCGCAAGCAAUCUAACCCACUUAACCUUGGGGACAGCGUUUACUCGCAUAUUUUUUUAAAAAUAAGUCUUAUUUAUCUAGAUAUCUCACAACACAAGUGGGCUAACCAACUUAACUGUUAACCCAUCAACUCCCGUAUCCCCUAACCCCUAGAAACCACCCUGCCUGAUAGAGCAAUUCUAAGGCCAGAUUUGGAUUCAGCGCAUCAUAAACCUUCGGAAAUAUAUAGUCUGGUUUCUGGGUCUGAGAUGCUGUCGGCCUGUGUAAUUUUGACCCUUUCGAAUGCGUGCAUAAAAAUACCGUCUCGAAACGGUUCGCGUACUUUUCACUCAUUUUUGUUUGGUUGCGUUUACGGGAAAGUUUCGAGCGACACUAACCUGAGUUAGCACUAGCGUCGUAGCCCUUGAGUGGGACUAUUUAUUACGCAGCAAAAAGCAGAACGAAAUAUACCUUAAAGUUACAUGAAAAAAACGGUUCUUUUCUUCUGACACAUAUAUUGAGUUAUUCCUGAUUGCCUCCUUUUUCUUUUAUUCCAACUCUGAUGGAGAAGAUAAUACAAUAAAUUAAAUUACUCUUCAUCGCUCGCCACAUUGGCAACGCGUACUUUGACGAUAAAUAGUCGCAUUGUGUGCGGACAAGCGCGUAACUACGAUGACGAUACGACUCGUGUGCGAGGGCUCUAAAUGUAUACACGGCACGUCGUACGUAACUGAGAUGAGCCGGGCUUAUAUGCGGCCAAGGAUGGUCCCAUCAGCAGCAUUUUCCCUAAAUUGUUUUGUAGUAUUUCUGUUUUGAUAUUAAUUGAUUAACAUUACCAGUUAGGAAAAAAGCAUUAAGAGAAGUUGCUUCAACUUGUUUUAGUUAUAAGAAGAUUGGGUGCUCAGAUCUCUCUUAUUAAGUUUAUAUAAGUGAGUGUAAAAUAAUUUAAGAAUUUAAGUGACAUUGAGAUUAUUUACCAAUCGGAAAUAAGCUUCGUCAAUAACGCCAUAUAAAAUUAACUCAAGAAUCAAUCACCCGCACUAACACCACUCACGUAGUAUUUAAGAUAAAGUUGCGUUUUAUGCGCAGUUCUAUAAAUAUAUAUGUAUACAAUUUA
Messenger RNA from Anastrepha ludens (Mexican fruit fly), 5673 nucleotides. RefSeq lists its product as uncharacterized. The transcript is spliced from 8 exons. The record is from RefSeq and is a predicted model, not a curated record. Bases 291 to 2519 code for a protein of 742 amino acids. NCBI's taxonomy places the organism in Eukaryota, Metazoa, Arthropoda, Insecta, Diptera, Tephritidae.